AUGUUUCUUAGAAUGGAGCCGAUUCCAAAACUUCUAGCUGGACUUAUUCUGCUGACUCUGUGUGUGGUGGGCUGCUCCAGCCAGCACUGGUCCUACGGGUUGCGCCCCGGAGGAAAGAGAAAUGCUGAAAAUGUGCUUGAUUCUUUCCAAGAGAUAGCCAAAGAGGUUGAUCAACCAGCAGAACCUCAGCGCUUUGAGUGCACCAUACACCAGCGCCGUUCUCCACUCAGGGACCUGAAAGGAGCUCUGGCAAUGGUUCUCAACCUUGGCCUGACAUUGGGAUACCAUGGAGAGAUUGAAAAGAAAUACUAA
Messenger RNA from Balaenoptera acutorostrata (minke whale), 312 nucleotides. RefSeq names its product gonadotropin releasing hormone 1 (gene GNRH1). The record is from RefSeq and is a predicted model, not a curated record. The coding region runs from base 1 to 312 and encodes 103 amino acids. Gene Ontology annotation, biological process: multicellular organism development. Gene Ontology annotation, cellular component: extracellular region. The transcript is spliced from 3 exons. Gene Ontology annotation, molecular function: gonadotropin hormone-releasing hormone activity. Lineage: Eukaryota; Metazoa; Chordata; Mammalia; Artiodactyla; Balaenopteridae.